AUUCCGUUCCCUUCGAUGUCCCUCGAGCACUACUGGGAACUGCUGAACGAGGCGUUCGACGUUCUCAGUAAUGCCCACCGGCGUCAAAUCUACGACCUGUACGGUGAAGAGGGCCUCAAAUCCGGAGUCGUUACCCCGGCAGGAUUCGUCCCGCCGUACAAGUUCUCCAACGAUUGCAUGAAGAUCUACAAGGAUUUUUUCGCAACCUACUCACCGUACGGGGACUUUAUCGAUGCCGUCACGCGGCCCCCUCCGCUGUGCGCUGAUGACCCGACGGCGGUGCGCGUCAAAGGCCCGGACAUUGUGCACCCCAUCGAGCUGAGCCUGGAGGAGAUCUUCCACGGGGCGAUCAAGAAGAUGCGAAUCAUCCGGGAGGAAUUCGCCGACGAGGCGCAGGUUGAGAUGGUGCUCGUGGAGGACACGAUUCCCGUGCACGUCCCGCCGGGAGUUCCGUCCGGGACGAGCAUUCGAUUUCCGGAAGCUGGCAAUCGCGGACCGAAGAUUAUACCGUCGGAUAUUGUGUUUGUCGUGACGGAGAGCAAUCAUGACCGUUUUCGCCGAGAUGGCGUUGAUUUGCAUGCGGUUCAGAACAUUUCGCUGGAAAAUGCGUUGAUUGGGUUUUCACUCGAGAUUGAAGGGAUCGAUGGGAGGCAGAUCGUAACGCAAAUAGUCGAUAUUGUUGACCCGCACUACGUGAAGAUAUUCGAGGGUGAAGGGCUUCCAUUUCCUGAAGACACUACCCAACGUGGAGAUCUGUUUGUAACAUUUGAAGUUAGCUUUCCAAAUUUCAUUCCAAAGGAACUGAGGGAAAAGUUUCGGACCGUAUUUCAAGAACUAAACUGCCCUGAAUAA
This is a messenger RNA of Culex pipiens pallens (northern house mosquito), 852 nucleotides long. RefSeq names its product dnaJ homolog subfamily B member 13-like. NCBI's taxonomy places the organism in Eukaryota, Metazoa, Arthropoda, Insecta, Diptera, Culicidae. The coding region runs from base 16 to 852 and encodes 278 amino acids. The transcript has a single exon. Gene Ontology annotation, molecular function: protein-folding chaperone binding. Gene Ontology annotation, cellular component: cytosol. The record is from RefSeq and is a predicted model, not a curated record.